Messenger RNA from Funneliformis geosporum, 552 nucleotides. The record is from the annotation of a GenBank genome assembly. NCBI's taxonomy places the organism in Eukaryota, Fungi, Glomeromycota, Glomeromycetes, Glomerales, Glomeraceae.
AUGCCUUCACCAAAUCCCGUGACCUUCACAAAAACAACUUCUACAAAUCAACAAUUCAAUUCAAAGCUUAUUUAUCGUCGUUCUUCUGGUUUACCUGAAGAAGUUGAGGACUUUGGAUAUAGUAUUCGUAGCCAUCAACAAGAUGAAAGUUCAAAAAGUUCAUUUAGAAAGUGGUUGGUAAAGAAGUUUGAUCAGCUUAAACCUUCAUUGGUGUUGGAAAAUAAGGCCAGUGUCGCUAGAGAUCAUUUGGCAAAUGAAAGAACAUUUUUAGCUUGGCUUCGUACUUCCCUAUCAUUCAUAGGAAUCGGUGUUGCGGUCACACAAUUAUUUCGUUUAAAAGGAGAUACAAAUAAAGGAGGAAACGUAAUUGGUAUUGUCUUUAUAAUGUUGGGAAUUGUUUUCCUAGGUUUUGGCAUUACUAGAUAUUUUCAUUCUCAAUAUUUAAUGACUACAGGCCAUUUUCCUGCUAGUAGAGGUAGUGUACUAGUUGGUACUAUACUAACUAUAUUAUCCUUGGCUGCUUGUUUUCUUGUUAUCGUUAUUGAUAGGUAA